GUGGCUGAGCUCAGAGCUGCCACCCGCAGCUCAGAAUCCAGAUUUACUAGUCAGUCAACAAUCAGUCAACUCGAAGCAUGGUCAAUGUGCAUCAAUGCACGCCCACGGCUUCUCCGAUUUGAUCCCCCGUAGUUGCGGUGCUGGUAGUGAGGCUUUCUCACGGCGGAGUAUGUGCUAGCUGUCUUGUAGCCUUCUUUGAAGCGAGGACAAUAUCUUCGAGUCCUGUACCGCCAAGGAGUUCAUGUCAGCGAGGACGGGGCUAGCAAUGCCUUCUUACGUGAUUGUUGGUGGCUCUCGUGGGGUCGGACUCGAGUUGGUGCGGCAGCUAGCAGUGGAUGCAGAGAACGCAGUAUUCGUGGUAGCUCGAAACGAGGCGGGAUCCAAAUACCUCAACGAACUGGUGGAAAAAUCGACCACUGGUAACAUCCACAUCGUACAGGCCGACGUCGUCGAGGCCAGCUCGAUGAAGGCUGCUGCUGCGAGCGUUGCGAAGGCGACUGGCGGCUCGCUGGACGUCCUCAUUCACAAUGCUGCGCGUACUGAGCUGACACAUGCAUUCCGCGGCCUGACUGACUAUGAAGACGACGACACGCUUGACACGGAGUUCAUCCAAUCGUUCAAGGUCAAUGUCCUCGGUGCAAUUCACGCCGUCAACGCCUUCCUGCCUCUUCUUCGCAAAGGUUCUGCGAAAAAGAUAGCUAUCAUCGGCUCGGAGGGCGGGACAUCAGAGUACGCUUGGGGCAUACGUAUCCCAGGCAUGGCCGCGUAUGCCACGACAAAAGCCGCCGAGCACCUGGUAGCGACCAAGUACGCGGUGCUGCUUGAGCCGGAGGGCUUCACCGUCGUGACCAUCAGCCCUGGGCUCGUCGACACACGGGCAACCGCCGUGGAGAAAGCCGAUCCUGCCGAUACAACAGAGAUGGCAGGCCAGAUCGCGCGGUUCCAGGAGGCAUUCACAAACUUCAAAGCAUUCACCCCGGAAGAGGCUGUCAGCCGCAUCUUGUCUAUCGUCGCCGAGAUCAGCCCCAAGGACAACGCGUCGUUCUGGUCGUACUACGAGUGGAGGAAGAAGGACUAGGGUCCUCAAUUCGAACUUCGGAAGACGACUGGUGAUAGUCAUAGUGUCCCCAUGUCCCUGUAUAAGAUCAAAUGCAACAACGAAGGCAACGCAUUAGCGUGGCCCUGUUCGAAACGUGACUGCUAGAAGGGACGGAAAGUGAAGUGUUUAGAAGCAAUACACUGAUACGUUGU
This is a messenger RNA of Rhodofomes roseus, 1251 nucleotides long. RefSeq lists its product as uncharacterized. Lineage: Eukaryota; Fungi; Basidiomycota; Agaricomycetes; Polyporales; Fomitopsidaceae. The record is from RefSeq and is a predicted model, not a curated record. The transcript is spliced from 9 exons. Gene Ontology annotation, molecular function: oxidoreductase activity, acting on the CH-OH group of donors, NAD or NADP as acceptor. The coding region runs from base 242 to 1078 and encodes 278 amino acids.